Molecule: messenger RNA, 387 nt
Organism: Lachancea dasiensis
Lineage: Eukaryota; Fungi; Ascomycota; Saccharomycetes; Saccharomycetales; Saccharomycetaceae
Source: the annotation of a GenBank genome assembly
AUGUUCAAAAUUGCUUUCCAACGUCCGAUCGCGGCUCGUCCUGCCGUCUUGCGGACUCUCAGAUUUCAGUCUACCGUCACGCAGCUGGAGUCGCUACAGGACUUCCAAAAGGCAGUUGCCAACAAGAACCUCAGUGUCAUUGACUUCUACGCCACCUGGUGCGGUCCUUGUAAAGCUAUUGCACCUCACUUCGAAAAACUUAGCGAAAAAAACCCUGAAGUAGAUUUCUACCGCGUGGAUGUGGACAAUUCGCCCGACGUGGCUGGCUAUUGCGGUGUCAGUGCGAUGCCUACCUUCUUACUAGCCAAAGAAAGUCAAACUGUGGGGAAAGUCGUGGGCGCCGACGUCAGAGGGCUCACCCAGGCUAUCUCUGACUUGAAGAAUUGA